This is a messenger RNA of Gossypium raimondii (Peruvian cotton), 2349 nucleotides long. Its product is annotated as inactive receptor-like serine/threonine-protein kinase At2g40270. Gene Ontology annotation, molecular function: protein binding; ATP binding; protein kinase activity. Gene Ontology annotation, biological process: protein phosphorylation. Bases 179 to 2083 code for a protein of 634 amino acids. Lineage: Eukaryota; Viridiplantae; Streptophyta; Magnoliopsida; Malvales; Malvaceae. The transcript is spliced from 9 exons. The record is from RefSeq and is a predicted model, not a curated record.
UCUACCGUCAAUGGCUCCAUUGCUUCAUAUUGUUUUUGCCUUUUUGCCAUUGUUAAAUAAGUAAAAGAAAACAUAACUAAAAAGCCUUUCACUUCAACACUUCAAUCUUUGAGCAAUUUACAACCUUUGAUUCAGUGUUUGAAUUAAGCUUUGGUCCAAACAACAAGUGAAGAAGAAGAUGGUCGUGAACAAGAACAGGAAGUUUGUAAGAUUAAGACAAGAGUUUUCAGUUGUUGUUGUGGUGCUGCUGCUGUUUUUCUUAUGUCAAAGUUCUGGUUGCUGGUCCUUGAAUGAAGAAGGGUUGGCUUUGUUGGGAUUAAGAGAGAAAGUGGUGAAUGAUCCAUUUGGUGCUUUAUCUGGUUGGAAGAAAGUAGAUGGAAAAUUUGACCAUUGUUCCUGGUUUGGUAUCCAAUGCUCUAAUGGCAAAGUUAUUGUCGUGAACUUGAAAGAUUUUUGUCUUGAAGGAACAUUGGGACCUGAGCUUGGAAAUCUAGCUCAUAUUAAGUCUAUAAAUUUAAGGAACAACUCUUUUACUGGGAAAAUCCCUGAAGAAAUUGGUGAAUUGAAGGAAUUAGAGGUGUUGGACUUGAGAUGUAAUAACUUCAGUGGAUUAAUUCCCCCUCAACUUGGUACCAGUUUGUCACGAACAAUACUGCUACUGGACAAUAAUGAGCUGCUGAAUCAACCUUCUGAGGCGGCUAAAUCGUCUUGCAAGCGAAGAUUCAAUACAUGGAAACUAAGCCAACCUGAAGAUGCAGCUCAAAGGAGACUACUGGAGGAGAAAAGGCCUACAACUCCUUCAAAGUCGCAAAAACCACCCCAUCAUGCUCCGGAAAACCCACGGUCCCCUAUUCCAUCACCUCCAUCAGGACACAAAGUACAACUUAAUGCUUCUGCUCUGUCCCCUUCUCCAUCGAAAGACAAAGCACGACCUAAUUUUUCUACUCCGAUCCCUUCAUCAAAAAGCAAAGUACGACCCAAUGCUUCUUUUCUGUCCCCUUCUCCAUCAAAACACAAAGGACAAUCCAAUGCUUCUACUUCACGUCCUCGUUCGAGUUCACAUAGUCAACGUGCAAUACUAGCCGGAGCCAUAGGGGGUACUGUAUGUCUUCUAAUAUUAAUAGCCAUUACCUAUCUCUUUAAAACGUAUAAAGUAUCCACCGUGAAGCCAUGGAGAACGGGGUUAAGCGGACAACUUCAGAAAGCAUUUGUGGCUGGUGUACCAAAGCUGAAAAGAUCAGAGCUGGAAGCAGCCUGUGAGGAUUUCAGCAAUGUAAUUGAUUCAUCAACGACCGGUACUGUUUACAAAGGGACAUUGUCUAACGCGGUUGAAAUAGCAGUGGUCUCUUUCCCGGUGAAAUCCGCGAAAGAUUGGUCAAAGAACUUAGAAACACAAUUCCGGAACAAGAUCGAGACAUUAUCGAAAGUGAACCACAAAAACUUUGUCAACCUUCUCGGAUACUCCGAGGAAACCGAGCCGUUUACUAGGAUGAUGGUUUUCGAAUAUGCUCCUAAUGGUACUCUCUUUGAGCAUUUACACAUUAAAGAGUCCGAGCACUUAGACUGGUCCAUGAGACUUAGAAUCAUAAUGGGGAUAGCUUACUGCCUUGACCACAUGCACCACCUCAACCCGCCCAUACCCCACAGAAACCUCUCGUCCUCGGCCAUCAACUUAACCGAAGAUUACGCAGCCAAAAUCUCGGACCCAUCUUUCUCCACCGAGGUACCUACGACUCUACAAAGCAACGUUUAUGCGUUUGGGGUAUUACUAUUCGAAACAAUCACCGGUAGAAUACCGUACACGGUUGACAAUGACUCAAUUGAUGACCAGUCAUCACACUAUUUGUCAAAAGACCAACCCCUUGUAAAGAUGGUGGAUCCUAUUCUGAAAUCCUUCGACACGAAGCAAGUUGAAGCCAUUGGGGAGGUCGUAAAUGCUUGUGUCGACCCCGAACCCAAACGGAGACCAAACAUGAGAGAAGUUAGUGCAAGGUUGAGGGAGAUUAUUGGAAUUUCACCUGAUGGUGCAGUCCCUAAACUUUUUCCUCUUUGGUGGGCUGAGCUUGAGAUUAUGUCUAAUUAAUUUUGAUGAUAUAUAUAUGUAGGCGAGCUAUGAUUUGUAUUUAUUUAUAGGGUUAAUGGAAACUUUGAUGUAUAUACUUUGAGAUAGGGUGGAAAAUUUGGGAAAUCUUCGUUUUUAUUAUGUAUCUUUUAUGUUCGUUUUACGAAACAUAAAGACUAAUCUUUUCGAAGUUUGUGGUUGUUCAUCAUAACAAUGUUAUCUCACGACUUGAAUUUGAAUUUUUUUCAUUGAAAGUGUAAUGUGUCUUAUCAUUACACUUAAUGUUA